UGGUUCGUGUUUGCUUGUUGGUCGGAGGGGAGGCGUUAAGAAAAGUAGUUUGGGAAGUUUCGCAGCGGUUAUUUUUACACGGGAAGUAGGGGGAAAAUACGGUGGGACACGAUCGGCGUCCGUAUAGGACAAAACAAACAUGGAGAUCCCUGCAGUAAACCUGAAGGCCAUCGUCUUCGUGCACUGGUUGCUGACCAUCUGGGGCUGCAUGGCCUCAUGGCUGCCCUCGUCGUACGCCUGGGGGAAUUUCACAGUCCUAGCCCUCGCUGUUUGGGCCAUUGUUCAGAGGGACUCUGUCGAUGCAGUGUUGAUGUUUCUGGUUGGGAUGGUGAUGACCAUGCUGAUGGACAUCAUCCACUUUGGGAUCUUCUACCCGCUGGCGGACAACCUGACGGACAGGACACGGGACACGUUCCGCUUCAGCGUGGGCAUGGCCAUCCUCAGCCUGCUGCUUAAGCCCGUCUCCUGCUUCUUCGUCUACCAGAUGUACCGCGAGAGGGGCGGAGACUACAAUGUUAACUUCGACCUGGAGACCUCGGUGGACAGUCGCUGCACCUCGGACAGUGGCGAUAGCGCCCCCUUCAGCCGGCGCUACUGAGUUCCAGGCCCAACUGCCCCUCCUGUCUGUCUCUCCUUUCUGUUGUAUGAUUUAAAAACCUUUUGUUUUUUUGUACCAACAGAAGCCGGUCAUGUAUAACUGUCUCUUUUUCUUCCACGUGUCCAGUAUCAGUCGCCUUGUGGCCUCACCUUGCCUGCCAUCCUGGAAUUCCCUCUUCUGCAGUUCCAAUGCACCUGUUCUCUGAACGCUGAAAUUUCACACUCCUGUUUUGUAAUUCUUCAAUAGCCUGUUUUAUUAUUUUUAUCAUUACUAUUUUAGAUGAAGGAUUCACACUCGUUGGCUCUUUCCGAUUCUGAUCUUUUUCUUUUUUAAUUUUAUUUACUGAUAUACUGAUGUCAUUCAUUUCUAAAAGCACUGGGUUAUUCUGUUGCCCUUUCUGUUUGUAAUUCUUUUGGGUAACUCUCUCUUUCUUCAGUUACUUUUCCAUUUCUGUUGUCAGUCUCAUCUCUUCCUCAGCAGGCUGUUUUGUUUCAGCCUAUUAAUCGUACGUGUUUGAUGUCAGAAAUAGAUUGGUUAGCCCCUCGCUUGAGCUCUCUGUUUGGAGAAGAAAUGGAAGAAAAAGGAUUAACAUGAACAUUUAAUUUGUUAAGCCUGUCUAUGCAAUUUAAAAUGCUAACGUUUUCUGUUUUUAUUAAGAGUAGUAAUUUAUUUAAAAUUUAUUUUUUAAAGUUUAUUUUAAUAAAUUCUUCUGAAGGAAAUUUCGUGUUUUUGUUUACACCUCGUGUUUUGUUUAAAUGCUUUAUUCUGCCCAGUCUGUUCAGCUUAUAUAUCAGAACGGGGUUUAUUUUUCAGUUUGUGAAUCACUUCACCUGUGUUUCUGUGUCGGCAUAAUGAAUGUUCUAGAACACCCCCAACCCUCCCCCCAGAUGCCACAGCACAGGUCAGAUGUUAAAGGUUCUAUCUAAUGGUGGGGUAGCUAAAAUGUUGCUAGGCACUGGUGUUGUUGCUAAGUAUCCCCCAUAAUGUUGCUAGGAGAUGCAUUUUUAACUUAAAUUUAGCAUGUGGAUGUCCAUUUGUCGCUUACGCCAGUCGGUUUUCAGUUCUCUUGCGUUUGUUUUUGUGCGUUUUGCCGAAGAGUCCGUUUCUGAAGCUUCUGCGUUCUGGCCCAGAGGCUCAGCUCCGGUCCGCUUCUGGCUGUGACCCUCCAUGUCGCCCCAGCGUUGUCCCUCAUGACUGCUAAAAUGACUGAUGGUUAUGUUUACGUCACACUAGUCAGCAGUUCUGUCACUACAGUCAUACUGGCUAACGACCUGGGUGGAGCAGUUUCAUUGUGGGGAAUUAUUUUUGUGAAUCUAAUCUGUCUAAUCUAUCACACAUUGCAACUGUCAGAAAUUUAGAUUUUUUUUGUGCACUUGUUGUUUUGAGUGUAAAAAUACUAAUAAGGAGUCACGGCAGUUUAUGACCUUGAUAUUAAUGCAACCAUUCAGUCUUCCCUGUUCAUGUGUGUUCUAAACUAUUAGGAGAUGUUCUGGGUCAUGACUGUGGGACAAUUAACACAAACAUACUUUGAAUGACAGUGGGGAAAAAUGAUAUAAUUUACAUGGCUUGUUGGCUAAUUAUCAGUAGAUUAGCCAUCUGCCUGGAAGGACCCCUUCCCGGGGACUUCCUGAAUGCUAAUCCAUUUUACAUGCUGAAUGCUAACCAGGUUUAUCCGAUGUCCUGACACCUAUUUGUAGCAACCCGCACUGGGAAAUGAGGCAGAAAAUCUGUGAGCGCGACCUGGCGAUCAGCGAGCGUGGCAUGAGUGUGACCGCGGCUUGUGUUC
This is a messenger RNA of Paramormyrops kingsleyae, 2384 nucleotides long. RefSeq names its product angiotensin II receptor-associated protein (gene agtrap). The record is from RefSeq and is a predicted model, not a curated record. Gene Ontology annotation, cellular component: plasma membrane. NCBI's taxonomy places the organism in Eukaryota, Metazoa, Chordata, Actinopteri, Osteoglossiformes, Mormyridae. Gene Ontology annotation, biological process: angiotensin-activated signaling pathway; regulation of blood pressure.